CUUGAAUAUUUUCUAUGGCAUCUUUCGAAUUUCUGCUCGUAUUGGACAAUAUAAAGAUGUAGAAUAUAGCAUGCGCCUUGUCCCACACAAAGUGGAGUUUUCUGAGGAAGUUUUCAGAGAGCCAGUACGACCUCGAGCUUGGGACGGAAUUCUUGUCUCAACUUUUAUGAGGUUGCUAAACGUAUUAUCUAACUGCUAUUUACCAAGUGCGAUGUUAAAUUAAAUGAUGUGUAAGAAAAUAAAGAACUAUCUAAUUAUACUUAGUUUAAAAAAUGAAAAUGAUUCAGGAAAGUAUACAUAUUAUAUUUGAAAAAUCAAAAUGAUUCAAGAAAGUAUAAUGACGGAAAAGAAAAUCCUUUGCCGAAAUGUAUGAGAUGAAAGAGAAAAAGGAGAUGCCAAGCCAAAAAGAAUAUGAUUCCAGUGAAGGAAUAAGAUGCAAAACAAAUAUGCACUUUUGACAAAUUAUCGGAAAAUUGACCCCUGCUGGGGCAGUCAUACAAUGUGGAAUAGGCUGGUUGCUGAGUCAGUGCCUCUUACCUUUGGGCCUCUCUGCAGACUACACUCGGCUGAAAGGUUUUCCAAGUCAUUUAAAGCUGUGGAAGAUUGUACGCUGCCAUGUGACCAUACCAGCAGAUCAGGCGACUGUGCCAAGGCAAAUUAAUUUGAGCGAUGGCAUGACUCAGGUACGAUCGUCCUACUUGGGUAUUGAAUUUCAUCUAGACAGACGGGAGGAAAACAAGUUGUAUCUCAACGGGGAAAUGUGUUAUUACAUCACCGACAAAAUCUGGUAUACCUUGUUGGACUUUGCAGAAGUGGCCAAGAGCACUGUGUUUCUGAAAGGGUAUAAAGAAUUCUGGCAACAGGUAGCCACAGGUGGUGUCAUGACCAUAUCAGAUGUCCUUGAUAAUUUAAUUUUGGAAAAUCACACCAUCAAGAUUCUAGACAAUGAUUUUGUUUUGCCUGUAAAUUUAACAAUUUCUGAGGAGAAAAUGCUCAAGUUUUUAAAUUUAGUAGGGUUGUUUCUGCAAACGAGGCAAAUCUAUUGGCUGAUUCCUACACUAUUGAGCUUUACAGCAGCCCUAUUGGAGUUCAGCACAGCAUUGAGAGCAUGGCUAUAUGACCAUAUCAAUCUACUCUUCUGCCGGUUCAUGCAUAUCAUUUGUGACCGGCUGCCUCGGUCAAUGAGGAGGGAGGUGUACUCCUUUGGAAACUGGGUGGAAAAUCUGAAGCCCUCCAAUGACCUAAGGCUGAGGGUUGUAAAAGGCGAAAUAUGUGCAGUCAUAGGUGGAGGUGCAAAAGUGCAUAGAGAAGGCGCGACUCUGUUUCAGGCAGAAGCCUUUGAAUGGUCGGGCUUGGAGGGAGAAACCCUAAUUGAAAAGACCAUUCCUUGUGGCAAAAUUGAUCCUGACUAUCGUUCAAUUAACAUCGGGUGCUCGUUUGAUCCAACGAAAGGGAAAUGUCACGUAGCAGCUAACACUGUGGCUCUGGCUGAGGUGGAUUGUAAUAGGGAUGAGUUUGCCAAGUUGUACGAGUUUCUGACUUGCGUGGCCAAGAAUCGUUCAGGCUCGCUGCGAUCUUGUGCUUCCAAUAACAAAGUGCGUGUUCGCGGGUUUAGAGAGACUGUCGCUUGUUAUUCCAAAAGUGGGUUUCCACCUGUGUAUGAACUGAAAUUGGAUAAUGUAAUUGUUGAGUGAGGGUAAAUCCCAUUGGAGUAGUUAACAUAAAGUUGUUUUUCCCUUGCAUAUUAUAUGAAGCUUAUCAAGAAUUACAGAGUAAAUCAGAAUAAUCAGCUGUACACAGAAAACGGAAUGAACUUAUAGUGAGAUAUGUCUAAUCAGUU
Cryptomeria japonica (Japanese cedar) is the source of this 1840-nucleotide messenger RNA. RefSeq lists its product as uncharacterized. The coding region runs from base 675 to 1694 and encodes 339 amino acids. NCBI's taxonomy places the organism in Eukaryota, Viridiplantae, Streptophyta, Pinopsida, Cupressales, Cupressaceae. The record is from RefSeq and is a predicted model, not a curated record. The transcript has 2 exons.